GGUCUGAGAGUGAAACAGACUGAGGGGGACCUGAGGAGUGGAGGGCGGGCACGUGUGGAGCAGUGUCUGCAACUUGUGGGCCAAGAAGAGAGGAAAAAAGAUUUACAUUUGCAUACAGCUGGACAGAUGUGGAGGCAUCAGCGACCACACUUCAGUCCUGGAGAGUGGACACAGCAGUAAGGUGAUAGUUUUCAGCCACCCUCGGGGAAAGAAGGUGAAGAAAGGGACAGCGAGAGGGAAGACACAGAUCGCCACUGAAAGUGUGUGGUGCACUGACCCUGCCUGCGACAGGCGAGGAGUCAGAAGACCAGGGCCAUGAUUGGCUCUCCUGGCCCUGGUGGGCGUGCCUUAGUGCCAUGGCUGAGUGAGUGGCGAUGGGUCCUUGCUGCUUUGCUGGUUGCCAUAAUAACUUUGUCGCUGCCAGGAAGUAGCCAGGCCUGUCCGCCACGGUGCGAGUGUUCAGCUCAGCUGAGGUCAGUGUCGUGCCAACGGCGGCGACUCACCAACAUCCCAGAGGGCAUCCCCACGGAGACACAACUUCUGGACCUCAGCAAGAACCGGCUCCGCUGGGUGCAAACAGGUGACCUGGCACCUUACCCACGGCUGGAGGAAGUGGACCUCAGUGAGAACCUCAUUGCCACUUUAGAGCCCAAUGCCUUCGCUAGCCUCCAGAGUCUUAAGGUGCUGAAGUUAAGGGGAAACCAGCUUAAGUUAGUGCCCAUGGGGGCCUUUGCCAAGCUGGGCAACCUGACCAGCCUGGACCUGAGUGAGAACAAGAUGGUGAUUUUACUGGACUACACCUUCCAGGAUCUGAGGAGUCUGAAACAUUUGGAGGUGGGAGACAACGACCUGGUUUAUAUUUCCCACAAGGCAUUCUCAGGUCUCCUGGGGCUGGAAGAUCUCACAAUAGAGCGCUGCAACCUGACAUCCAUCUCUGGCCAGACGCUGUCUUACCUCCGCAGCCUGGUCACCCUUCGCCUCCGUCACCUCAGCAUCAUUGCCCUGGAGGACCAAAACUUCCGCAAGCUCUCCAACCUGCGGGGUCUGGACAUCGAUCACUGGCCAUACUUGGAGUACAUCUCCCCUCUUAGUUUCCAGGGCCUGGACCUCCACUGGCUCUCCAUCACCAACACCAACAUCACCUCUGUCCCCUCUGCUUCAUUCAAGAACCUGGUGCACCUCACCCACCUCAACCUGUCCUACAAUCCCAUCACCACCCUAGAGCCCUGGGCCUUCAAGGAUCUGCUGAGGCUGAAGGAUCUCAUCAUGGUAAGCACAGGGUUGAUGACAGUGGAGCUCCAUGCCCUUGGAGGCCUCCGACAGAUCCGGGUCCUCAACUUCUCCUCCAACGACCUGCAGACUCUGGAAGAGGGCUCCUUCCACUCUGUCAACAGUCUGGAGACCCUCAGAGUGGAUGGGAACCCCCUGAUGUGUGACUGCCGUCUGUUGUGGAUCCUGCAAAGACGCAAGACCCUCAACUUUGACGGCAGAGUGCCGGUGUGUGCUGGGCCGGUGGAGGUGCAAGGGGUCAGCCUCAGCGCCUUCACCGAUUCUGCACUCUUCGAUCACUUUACAUGCCAGAAACCUAAGAUACGCAACCGUAAGCUGCAGCAGGUGACCGCUCGUGAGGGCCAGCCAGUCAGUUUUCUGUGUAGAGCUGAAGGAGAACCUGCUCCUGCUAUUGUCUGGAUUUCCCCACAGCGGCGACGGAUCACAGCUAAGAGUUCAGGGCGCAUUACUGUUCUCCCUAGUGGCACCCUGGAGAUCCGCUACGCCCAGCUUACUGACAGCGGAACAUACAUCUGCAUCGCCAGUAACGCAGGAGGCAAUGACACCUACUUCGCCACACUCACAGUGCGUGGGCAGCCGCUAGAUGCCGCCUCUGCCUUCUUUCUCAACCGCUCGCUGUAUAGCGGCGACUUCUUCAACGACACAAAUCUGAAUAGCACACGUGUUUUCCUCAAGUUCACUUUGGACCUAACCACCAUCUUGGUCUCCACGGCAAUGGGUUGCAUCACCUUCCUGGGGGUGGUCCUCUUCUGUUUCCUGCUGUUGUUCGUGUGGAGCCGGGGACGCGGCCAACGCAAGAACAACUUCACAGUGGAGUACUCUUUCCGGAAAUCUGAACCCGCCACUGGAGGCACCUCUGGAGGGACCAGGAAGUUCAACAUGAAAAUGAUAUGAAACAACGCAGCCAGGGGUCACUCGGGGGAGGCAUGAGCACGUCCCAAAAACGUGUUUGACACACGCAAACACACACAGCCACUGACUCGCAAAGAAGUUUUAAAGCACAAUUCAAGUUUCUGUCUAUGGCUCUAUUCAGAAUUGAGUGCCCACAUCAAAACUGGAGCCAUGACUCGAUUUGGUUUGAUUUGUGAAUGAAAACAAAUUUACCCUGACCUCUCUGCCUCGCAGUGGUUUUAUUCAGCUUGUGGUGAAAAGCAUGUUUAAAGGAUACAGUAAGGAACAACUGGUAGUUUUGAAAGCGCUAUCUGUCAUCCACGCUUCAUAAGAAUAAUAGAGUUAAGAAUUAUAGGAGAUAAGGUUUUGAAAUUGUCAUGAUUACUGAGCUGUGGAAUACUGGUAGUCCUGUGUCUAGGUUACAUUAAUGAGGAAAUUUAAAAGAUUUCCUUUUUUCAUCUAAAUUUCCCUUUACUGUAUGCUGUGCAGUCGGGGAUUUUAAAAGAAAUGUAAUGCAGGGAUACCUGGCUACCAUCCAUUUGUAGAAUUUGUAGCUGUGCUCUUCUAAAGUCUGCCUUGUUAAGAAUCAUGCAUGUAGAAACGCAGUUGAGAGUUAAGUUGUAAGUUUAUACCACUGAAUAAAACAAAUUGUUCUGAAA
This is a messenger RNA of Micropterus dolomieu (smallmouth bass), 2840 nucleotides long. RefSeq names its product leucine-rich repeat and immunoglobulin-like domain-containing nogo receptor-interacting protein 3. The coding region runs from base 316 to 2184 and encodes 622 amino acids. Lineage: Eukaryota; Metazoa; Chordata; Actinopteri; Centrarchiformes; Centrarchidae. Gene Ontology annotation, cellular component: plasma membrane. Gene Ontology annotation, molecular function: protein binding. The transcript is spliced from 5 exons. The record is from RefSeq and is a predicted model, not a curated record.